This is a messenger RNA of Halichondria panicea, 1506 nucleotides long. RefSeq names its product succinate--hydroxymethylglutarate CoA-transferase-like. The transcript is spliced from 12 exons. Bases 63 to 1400 code for a protein of 445 amino acids. The record is from RefSeq and is a predicted model, not a curated record. Lineage: Eukaryota; Metazoa; Porifera; Demospongiae; Suberitida; Halichondriidae. Gene Ontology annotation, molecular function: catalytic activity.
GCCGGUACGUACAGCCUGGAUUCGAGGCUAGGCUAGAAUAUCUGAGUACCAACAAUUUUUCUAUGGCGUUUGUAUACAGAUCUACUACUAUCAGCAAAGUCUGUAUACAUGCUGUUGAGGGCUUAAAACACUGCUGUAGAUUUUUAAGCACUGCUGAAAAUAAAUCUACUCUUCCUCUGAGUGGAAUCAGGGUAUUGGAUUUCACAAGGAUUCUUGCGGGUCCUUUCUGCACUAUGCUCCUCGGAGAUUUAGGUGCGGAAGUUAUCAAGGUUGAGAGGCUAGAGUGCCGGCAUGGAGACUAUAAUAAUUGCUUAACUGGCGAUGAUACUAGAACGUGGGGACCACCAUUUGCAAACUCAGAGAGUACAUAUUUUCUGUCUAUCAAUCGCAACAAAAAGAGUGUAGCACUUGACAUUAAAAGUGAUGGUGGGAAAGAGAUUAUCCGACAGCUAGCAUCCACGAGUGAUGUGUUAGUGGAAAAUUUUGUUCCUGGGACAUUGGAUCGACAAGGACUAGGCUAUGAAGAUUUAAGUGCUGUCAACAAGAAGCUCAUCUUUUGCUCCAUCACAGGAUUUGGAAGCACUGGGCCUUAUGCUAGUAGAGCUGGCUAUGAUGUAAUUGCUUCUGGUGUUGGUGGACUCAUGCACAUAACGGGAUCAAAAGAUGGUGAACCUGUUAAAACCGGUGUAGCUCUGACUGAUCUUUCUACUGGGCUAUAUGCACACAGUGCCAUUUUAGCUGCACUAUUGCAGAGGCGUCAAACACACCAGGGACAAUGGAUACAGUGCAAUCUUUUGUCAACUCAGGUUUCUUUACUCACUCACAUUGCUAGUAAUUAUCUUAAUUCCAACGUGGAGGCCACUAGAAUUGGAAGUGCUCAUGCAAGUAUCGUUCCUUAUCAGGCAUUUGAGACUAGCGAUGGUUGGCUAGUGGUUGGUGCUGGCAAUGAUAAACUGUUCGCUAACUUGUGUAAAAGCAUUGGACAUGCUCAAUUAUCAUCAGAUGAGCGAUUCUGUAGUAACCACUGCAGAGUUAACAAUAGAAAAAUUCUGGUUGAACUCUUGUCAGAAAUAUUCCGACCUGAGCCAACUAGUCACUGGCUGCAAGUGUUAGAAGGUUCUGGCAUUGCAUACGGCCCCAUUAAUGAUCUUCCACAGGUUUUCUCUGAUCCUCAGGUGCGACAUAUGGAAGCUGUCCAGACUGUUCAACAUAGAGCUGCUGGAGAAAUAAAACUCUUGAGCCCAGCAGUGAAGUACAGUGGUUUCUGUUCUGGUAAGAUGACAGCUCCUCCAGUGCUAGGUGAACAUACGGUCAGUGUUUUACGAGAUAUUCUGAACUAUGGACCAGAGCAGAUUGAAGAACUAAAAGACUCUGGUUGCAUAUCUGAGCUGAAGCACUAGAAGACUCUGGUUGCAUUUUAAUAAUAAUUUUACAAUCAAACACUUGUGCUAAUUGCCCUGCGGCAUAUUUUUUUGUUCGAAAAGUUAUAAUUAUGGACAGAUCGAA